Pelobates fuscus (common spadefoot toad) is the source of this 2537-nucleotide messenger RNA. It is a transcript of the gene GTF2E1, whose product is annotated as general transcription factor IIE subunit 1. The record is from RefSeq and is a predicted model, not a curated record. Bases 83 to 1396 code for a protein of 437 amino acids. Gene Ontology annotation, biological process: transcription open complex formation at RNA polymerase II promoter; transcription initiation at RNA polymerase II promoter. The transcript has 5 exons. Gene Ontology annotation, cellular component: transcription factor TFIIE complex. Lineage: Eukaryota; Metazoa; Chordata; Amphibia; Anura; Pelobatidae.
CCCCCUGCAAUGAUGUCAUCAGCAUGCGCGGUAAGGACGAUCAUAUAUUGGCCGGGGCCGCAGGAAGGAGCCAGUCGUAAAGAUGACAGACCCAGAUGUUGUAACCGAGGUCCCCGCGGUGCUGAAACGCCUCGCUAAGUAUGUGGUGCGUGGGUUCUAUGGGCUGGAACACGCCCUCGCCUUGGACAUUCUGAUACGGAAUCCCUGUGUAAAGGAGGAGGACAUGCUGGAGCUUCUGAAGUUUGACCGUAAGCAGCUUCGGGCCGUGCUCAAUACAUUGAAAGGGGACAAGUUUAUCAAAUGCCGCAUGCGGGUGGAAACCGCCACUGACGGAAAGACUACGAGACACAAUUACUAUUUCAUCAACUACAAACUGCUGGUAAAUGUUGUUAAAUACAAGCUGGACCAUAUGAGACGGAGGAUUGAGACGGACGAGAGAGACUCCACCAACAGGGCUUCUUUCAAAUGUCCAAACUGCUGUAGUACCUUCACAGACCUUGAGGCCAACCAACUGUUUGAUUCCUUGACAGGGUCUUUUCGCUGCACUUUCUGUCGGACAGAGGUGGAAGAAGAUGAGUCUGCAAUGCCCAAAAAGGACGCUCGAACGCUAGUGGCAAGAUUUAACGAUCAGAUCGAACCUAUCUACGCGUUGCUCAGGGAAACAGAAGACAUCAACCUGGCUUAUGAAAUUUUGGAGCCUGAACCUACUGAAAUCCCAUCUCUCAGACAGAGUAAGGAAAGAGCUGCAGCGGCAAAUGCUGCCGCUCUUGGUCCUCAGCGAGAAGCAUGGACCACCAAGGGUCCUUCAUACGAAAAUCUGUAUACGCAGGAUGUUGUUAUCAGCAUGGAGGAACAGGAAGACAUACAAAGGGCAGCUACAGAGGGUAAACCGGUCAAGGAAAGACCCAUCUGGCUGAGGGAGAGCACUGUUCAGGGAGCCUUCAGCGAUGCGGCCGAUCUAAAGGAUGGUACGAUGGACUCAGAUGCCUUCAAAGAUCAAGAAGAAGGACGUGCAAUGGCUGAUGAAAAUGAGGAAGUAAUGCAGGCCUUACUUAUCCAUGAAAAGAAGAGUGCGGCUGCUGCUUUGGGGGGCGGCUCUGCUCCAUCAACCAAUGCCGGUGCUGGCAGUGACUCAGACAGCGACACAAGUGAAUCUGACCAAGAUAGUCCGGCCUCCCGACACCCAUUGAUACCUUCUUCUCGAAUGUAUGAGGAGGAUGACGAUGACGAUGAGUUUGAAGAGGUGACAUCUGACCUAACGGUCACUGUUGGAGGACGUCCAUUCCUGUACAGUGAGGUGAGUCAGCGCCCAGAACUUGUGGCACAGAUGACUCCGCUGGAGAAGGAAGCCUACAUUGAAAUGGGAAAGAAGAUGUUUGAAGACUUGUACGACUAAACAUAAUCUCCAUCCUGCUUACAAGAUCAAUCCCAAACAUACCGAGAUAUUUUCAACAAACUAUAUGCGAUACUUCGAUGGUUACACCUGCUGUAUUUCAAUGGUUACACCAGCCAAAUGCCCAAUUAGAAGACUUGUUUACUUUGAGUUUUUAUUUCAAGGAGUCAGUAUGUAGAUCGAUUUCGCACAAUCUGAACUAAGAGCUUCUAUCCUAAGAGCCAUCACCAAAUGAACCUGUGUGUGCGGAUCUGCUGUGUGGACUGUACAGUAUUAGCUAGAUCCUUUUUUUAUGCAAUAUUUGAAUUCUGUUAUGAGAAUUUUCACCGUGAUAUGGUUUACUUUUUGGAUUCUUUUAAAGUCACAACCAUUUUGAAUUCGAUGACAUUUUCUCAGAUUUUUAAGAAAGGCUUUUCUUUUCCGGCAGUUGGUAGUCUAACUGCUUGUGUUAUGCAGAGAUAAAGUCCAAAUUUAACAAUAACUGCGGUUUCUUGUGCACCGAAGACACAGGUUCAUCUAAUUAACAGAUCACUCUUGUUUCUUAUCAGAGGAAUACUGUAAUGUUUCCCAUUCCUAUCAAUUAGAGAAAACAUUAUGUCCAUCAGCAAAAGAUUUAGAUUUUGGGGUAAGCUCCUGUUUACAGUAUUACCAUACAAAACAUUUUUGUAUGAACUUGUCUCAAUAAAACGGUAAAACUAGAAACAUGUUGAUCAUAUGGCAAUAAGAGCCCAAACAACAAUGUGACAUGAUUUAACUUUCUAGGGAUCGAACCUAUCUCUGUACUUAAUGCUAGCCGAUACUGUUUUUAAAUUAGCCGCAUUGCCAGGGCAUCCAUAGAUGUCCCAUCAGUUUUAUUCAUGUAUUUAAUUUGACUCUAAUGCAGAAAUUACGAAAUAGCUGCUAAGAUGAACGCAGCCAGACCCUCCAGGGUAAGCAGCCAUAGACCUCCUUGGCCUUGGAUAAUGAGACCUACGCCCUGAGGGUACCGAGUCAUAGUCGCACUGGAGUUAUACAUACAAUGGAUACAGUUACAGUUUUACCUUGUUUUACUGGCUGGUAUUUUUUAUUCCUGUUUUCAGGUGGAAUGUUUAUAUUUCUUUUACAUUACCUUGUUCCCUUCUAAAUAAAGUUACUUUUGUUUUUA